Molecule: messenger RNA, 4771 nt
Organism: Myotis myotis
Lineage: Eukaryota; Metazoa; Chordata; Mammalia; Chiroptera; Vespertilionidae
Gene: FZR1
Product: fizzy and cell division cycle 20 related 1
Exons: 14
Coding region: 269-2002 (577 amino acids)
Biological process (GO): positive regulation of ubiquitin protein ligase activity; anaphase-promoting complex-dependent catabolic process; positive regulation of anaphase-promoting complex-dependent catabolic process
Cellular component (GO): anaphase-promoting complex
Molecular function (GO): anaphase-promoting complex binding; ubiquitin ligase activator activity; protein binding
Source: RefSeq, a predicted model, not a curated record
CGCGGGAGCGCGCGCGGCUGAGAAGGGCGCGGGAGGCCGCGGAGCCGCGAUCGCCGCCAUAUUAAGGAGCGCGGAGCCGGGAAUCCCGUCAGUGGCGGCCGCAGCCGACCCGGCGGGGCUGCGGGCAGCGGAGGCGGUGCGGCGCGGCGCGGCGCCGGAAGAGGCGGGGCCUCGGAGCCAGCCGGUGACGGGAGCAAGCCAGGCUGACUUUGGCUGGCUGAACUUGGUGGCCUGACUUGGCCGGCAGCCGUACCUGCCCUGCCCCACCAUGGACCAGGACUAUGAGCGGCGCCUCCUUCGGCAGAUUGUCAUCCAGAACGAGAAUACAAUGCCGUGUGUCUCAGAGAUGCGGCGGACCUUGACACCUACCAACUCCCCCGUGUCCUCCCCCAGCAAGCAUGGGGACCGCUUCAUCCCCUCGAGAGCGGGCGCCAACUGGAGUGUCAAUUUCCACAGGAUCAAUGAAAAUGAGAAGUCUCCCAGCCAGAACCGGAAAGCCAAGGAUGCCACCUCGGACAAUGGCAAAGAUGGCCUGGCCUACUCAGCCCUGCUGAAGAAUGAGCUGCUAGGGGCCGGCAUUGAGAAGGUGCAGGACCCACAGACGGAGGACCGCAGGCUGCAGCCUUCCACGCCCGAGAAGAAGGGCCUGUUCACGUAUUCCCUCAGUACCAAGCGCUCGAGCCCUGAUGACGGAAAUGAUGUGUCUCCCUACUCCUUGUCACCAGUCAGUAACAAAAGUCAGAAGUUAUUGCGAUCCCCACGAAAACCCACCCGCAAGAUCUCCAAGAUCCCCUUCAAGGUUCUGGAUGCACCUGAGUUGCAGGACGACUUCUACCUGAACCUGGUGGACUGGUCAUCUCUCAAUGUGCUCAGUGUGGGGCUGGGCACCUGCGUGUACCUGUGGAGCGCCUGCACCAGCCAGGUGACCCGGCUCUGUGACCUCUCUGUGGAAGGGGACUCGGUGACUUCUGUGGGCUGGUCUGAGCGGGGGAACCUGGUGGCCGUCGGCACGCACAAGGGCUUUGUGCAGAUCUGGGACGCAGCUGCGGGGAAGAAGCUCUCCAUGCUGGAAGGCCACACAGCUCGAGUUGGAGCGCUGGCCUGGAAUGCCGACCAGCUCUCAUCUGGGAGCCGGGAUCGCAUGAUCCUGCAAAGGGACAUCCGCACCCCGCCCCUGCAGUCGGAGCGGCGGUUGCAGGGCCACCGGCAGGAGGUGUGUGGGCUCAAGUGGUCCACGGACCACCAGCUCCUUGCCUCAGGAGGCAAUGACAACAAGCUGCUGGUCUGGAACCACUCGAGUUUGAGUCCCGUGCAGCAGUACACAGAGCACCUGGCAGCCGUGAAAGCCAUAGCCUGGUCCCCACAUCAGCAUGGGCUGUUGGCAUCCGGCGGUGGCACAGCCGACCGCUGCAUCCGCUUCUGGAACACGCUCACAGGGCAGCCACUGCAGUGCAUCGACACAGGCUCCCAGGUGUGCAACCUGGCCUGGUCCAAGCACGCCAAUGAGCUGGUUAGCACACAUGGCUACUCACAGAACCAGAUCCUGGUCUGGAAGUACCCGUCCCUGACCCAGGUGGCCAAGUUGACCGGGCACUCCUACCGAGUUCUGUACCUGGCCAUGUCCCCUGAUGGAGAGGCCAUCGUCACUGGUGCUGGAGACGAAACCCUGAGGUUCUGGAAUGUCUUUAGCAAAACUCGUUCGACAAAGCCAGGGUGCCAGGAAACAAUGGUGCCUACUCAUGCUCCUCCUCUGGUCCGAAGCCUGUUCCCGUCCAGCUGCGCGGGCUCAGCUUUCUCUCCUGUGUGCCCUGCAGGAAUCUGUGUCUGUCCUCAACCUCUUCACCAGGAUCCGGUAAACCACGGGCCCAGCCAUCAGGGCAGAGGAGCACCACCUGUCAUCACGUGCAUGACCCUCCCUCCUGCACAUGUUCCCAGAGGAAGCAGCUGGGGUGGGCGGGGAGCCGGGCCCAGAGAGACCCUGAAGAUUCUCAUUAAAGCCUGAUUGCGAACCCUGUCAGCGGUGUUUGGGGUGGGGAUGUGGUUGGGCACCAGCAGGCACGCAGGGUUCCGGCUCCCUUCACACCAGGUGGCCCCAAGGCCCCAGCUUUGACCGUCUACACUCGGAUGGGGAUGGACGCCUCCCUGGACCCCACCUGCUUCCCUUUAUGUCCAUCGUCACUUUGUUGAGCUGCAUGCUCUUCCCAGAAGCAUGGGUUCACCAGUAUUGCCACUGCCCACGUCUGCGACGGGAGUAACAGCUGGAUGCCAAGCCAGUCAGCCAGGGGAGGGCCCAGCAGCAGGACGGUUCAGGUCAGCCCGUGGAUCCACAGGACUCCUGAUAGGUCUCUUGCGGCCACGUCUGCUGUCCCUUUGCUGGCAGCUAUCCCGGUGACUUUGCUAGGGGCCAGGCAUCAGGAGCAGGCCCAGGCAGGCUGUGCACCAGAGGAGGUCAUCUCGAGAUGGACUUGUUCCAGGAAAACGGAAGUUGGGUCCACUUGUCAUCAUGAGCUUGCCCUGACCCUGCACUGUCCUUGUCACUGACGGGGACACAGCUGAGCUCUGUCACCAGCGGGACUACGGUUCCUGCGGCUUGCUGGGUGUACAGAUCUAGGUGGCCUAAGGGUGCCUCGCCCUCCUCCCAGGUUCCUUCCCCAUCAAGCUAUCCCAUGUGUCCUGUCCAACCAUGCCUAUGACCAUGGGGAAGCCAGGGAGGAGAGCGAGAGGAGGGGGCAACCACUGGUCCCCCAGAAGCUUUCCAGGUGUCCUCUGAUCCUGCCCCCACCCUGUUGUCCUCUGGCCAAGCUGGGUACCACCUCUCUUCCAGACCUGGAGAAAUUGGAGGGAGAGAGGUGGACCAGGUGUGGCGAGAAGGCAGAGCAGGUCUGGGGGGGGGCGGAGGUCACUCUGGCUCUGCUUCUAGGUCCCCCUCAUUUAGUGUUCCCCCCGCAAUCGGCCAUGUGUGUGCAUGUGUAUAUAUGUAUCUGUGACUUUUCUUUGGGAUUGUUUUGUGUUUUGUAGAUGGGUCCCAGAAAUGUUUGAGGCUAAUUAGAGAAGGGCAUGGCCCACCCAACCUGCCUGGGGGUGACAGGAGUCACAGCUUUUAAAGCCUUCAUUUAGGAGGGGUGAUCAGCUGAACCUGCUUGGAUUUGGGGAAGGGUGGGACCCUGCCCCAUCCCAGCAUCUGUGUGCCAUAGCCUCAAGCAAGGACAGUGUACAUAGAUUUGUGUAUUUCGAUUGGUCAUCUUAUUUUUGAGUGUUUUUUUAAGAGAAAACAAUCCUUCCCUACCACAUGCUCACCCUGUGUAGCUGCCGAAGAGCCAGGAGCUGGCUCUGUGUCGGACCCGCGCCUGGGAGUUGAGACAACAGAGAGGAAUGUGUGUCCCCGGCCUGCGGGCCUGGGGCUGCAGAGUAGCCCUGUGUCGUCUAGUGGAGUAUCACUGUCAUUAUACCAGGUAUGGGCUCAUGCACGGCUGGGCUGGCUGUCCAUCUGGCUGGGGUGGCUGACAGCUGCAGUCUGCACAUACCCAGGCCCCAGACCAGCCUGAACGUCACAAACAGGUGAUGAGCACCCUGCCCUGGGUGCGCUCUCUGAGGGAUGCCUGUGUCUCUGAUUUCAUGUUCUAAUAGGGAUAAGGGUGACAUGCAUUCACACCGUCCCUGCAGCUGGAGGGGUGGGGGUGGUCUCCACAUGCAGUGAGAUGGAGGCAGGGGAGGGAGGGCCUACUGGGGGCUGCAGGCUGCACAGGAGCUCUCAGAGCAGGCCCUGCUGCCAUCUCCACCUGACGUGACUGAAGUCAGCAGUGGGGGCAUCGCCCACCCAGUGUCUGCACUUGUGCAAAGUUGAAGGGUGGGUGGGGCAUAGUCUGUCAGGCACCCUUGAUUAUUGAAUGUGGCUUUUUGGGGAAAGGGGAAAAGGGAGUUAAGGGUGAGGCAGAGGCCAGUGCAGCGGUGAGGCCCUAAGAGCCCAGGGCGGAGACAGGACCUUGCAGCUGCCUGUGACUGCAGAGCCUGCAGGCCUUUUCCUCCUGGGGCAGAUCCCUGACCUAGGCACUGGGGACAACAAAACAGACCAGACGCCAAGACCUGCCCUCAUGGGGCUUCUGUUGGGUGUGAGUGGGAGGUGUGUGCUGUGUGAGGGAAGAAGGAGACUUUAGGAAAGGACAGCUUUGGAUCCAGGACUUGCUACAAAGCUGAUGUUUGAGCAAGGAAGGGUUCGGACAAGAGCAGGAGGCCUCUGGGCAGAGGACUUUACAGCCUGUGUAAAGGCCCCGAGAGGAAAGUUCCUGGAGUGUGGAGAGCAGUGAGGAGCCCUUGUGGUACAGCAGAGUGAGCAAGUGGAGGGGAGGGAGGGAGGAAGUGAGGGCAGCGAGGGGCCUGGGCAGGUCUUGCAGGGCCUGGUGGUGAAUGUGGAGACGUGACCACUGGCGCAGGGGCACAGAGAGGCCACAGAGGCGGCUCUGCCAGGCUGUGAUGAUGUGACUGGCCUGGACCCGGUGGAGGUGGUGAAAAGCGGGGAGAUUGUGGAUUUUAUUAUUUUUUAAUUGUGGUAAAAUAUGCAUAACUUAAUGUUUACCUUCUUAAACUUAACAUUCCGUGGCAUUUGGUGUAUUUAUAAUGUUGUGCAAACAGCACCUCCAACUCCAGAACAUUUCCAUCACCCUCCCAAAAACCACACCUCCACUCAGUCCCCUCCGCCCCCGGCAGCCAUGAACCCACUCUGUCUCUGGAUGGGCCUGUCCUGGACAUUUCCCAUAAACGGAAUCACACACUA